Sphaeramia orbicularis (orbiculate cardinalfish) is the source of this 4454-nucleotide messenger RNA. RefSeq names its product homeobox protein Hox-A2a. Gene Ontology annotation, cellular component: nucleus. NCBI's taxonomy places the organism in Eukaryota, Metazoa, Chordata, Actinopteri, Kurtiformes, Apogonidae. The transcript has 2 exons. Bases 2915 to 3994 code for a protein of 359 amino acids. Gene Ontology annotation, molecular function: RNA polymerase II cis-regulatory region sequence-specific DNA binding; DNA-binding transcription factor activity, RNA polymerase II-specific. Gene Ontology annotation, biological process: regulation of transcription by RNA polymerase II. The record is from RefSeq and is a predicted model, not a curated record.
UGCGGUCAGAGAGGAUACAGCCUGAAGUAGAUUCAUAACAGGGCUUAUUUGUCUCAUUAUUUUUCACAUUUGCAGAUGCCAACGGAUAAGUUCAACACAAAAUGCCUCGGUUAGGAUGAUGGUUACUGCAGUGUAAAUUAUCCCUAGAAAGUUGGAAAACAGCAAUGUAUUCCUCUGUGUGUAUUUUAAGAAAAAAUAUAUACAGGGAGUGUAUGAGUUAUAAUGCCUUUUUUCUUUUCUUUUCUUUUUUUUUUUUUUUUUUCUAAUGUAUUACUGUCAGUAUUAUUAACAAUUACAUUUCAUUACUGCAUUUUCAGACUACAAAAACAGAUAGGAACCUCGCAGAUUUUAUUGUAUUUUCCUAAAGGUAUUUGGAAAUAUUCAAAUAUUACUUUUGCAGACUCAAAUCGACAUGUUGACUAUGAUUUUUGUCCACGGCAGCAGUUUUUGUGUUGCACUGAUUUUGCACCUAGAAAUAAUUUCCAGCCCAGUCUGAUUGAUACAACAGGGCAUGAACAUUAGUAGCCCUGACAUAUGGUUAGCAGGGAAACCUAGAACAAUUGAACCAUGGUGUGUCACAGGAAAAAAAAAGCUGAUGCACUGAGUAUUUCUGCAUCCAACACAGACACACACUCAUGCAGAUACGCGCGCACACACGCACACGCGUCCACAGCAAGACACUGAUUUGACCCAUAUGCGUCACAUACAGGUAGCACAUAAAUAACGUUUUUACUCAAACGGGAUAUUUGUAUAUCUUUGGUUACGUUUUCAUCCGUGGGAAAGUGGUCUUAAAUCAAUCCUGCUGUAAAGACAAGUGUGUAGGACAAGCUGGGGUCCACUACAUGCCGCCACCCACUCCUUUCCUUGCACACAAAGCCUGUGCGUAAUUCCAAAAAAGCCAUCCAUCUCGCGCUUAGCAACUCUGUCCUUCCCCACACACUACGGUCCUCUAACAACCGUGCAUAUGUAAGAAAACGACGAAUAUAUUCUCAACGUUAAUCGCAUUCACACAUCAAAAGAUAAAAGCCAGGUAAAUAAGCUGCAUCACCCUACUCACCGAUGGCGCAUUACCGCCUCUUGAAAAAAAGGAAAUGGUAGCAUGAUUCAUACUUGUCUCUUAAAACAUCCCUCCAGCGACAGACCGGCUAUAACUGCGAGCAAAAAACUGGUUCUAAUCUGAGUGGCCAGUGUUUCUCACCGCUUCCUGGCUGCAUUUGAUCCGGGGGAGAGUUAGAAGCCUUAAAUGUGUUGUGAGGGCACCGAGCUGUCAGACCUUUUGGCGAGUAAGAUUGAUCGCGCACAGGCUUCCAGGACUCUUUGUUUGGUAUAUAAGCAACAAACUGAGAGAGGCCUAGCACUUUUCUUCUUCCCUUCUCUUUCUCACUGAGUCAUAUUUUUUUGAAUGAAAAUACAACAUGCAUUGCUUGACGAAAAACAUCCCAAAUGUGGUUUUCAUAGAUCAUUCUGGACGGAGUACAUAACCAAGCACCGCAGGAAGAAGUCAUUUAGUGACAUUUCCAUAUACAAACUAAUGCUGGGAACAGAUUUGUUGGAAAUGACAAAUGUCAGCUUGCUGGUGCUUGUUCAUUGCAAUUUCAGGUAGAAUAGAUCAUUAAAAAUAUGGUAACGCUUUUGCAGAUAUUUCCUUUUAUUACGCAGCUAUAGCUAUGUGGCUUUGGCAUAAAAAUGAAAAUAUUCGAAAUAUUUGGAUAAAGUCAUGGAAAGUGAAAGGAUUCUGGUUUUGGUUAUCGAAAAAUGUGGGUAUAAGCCAUGAUAAGAGAAAGAGCUCCUGUCUUUGAAGCCUUGUGUUUGUGGUUACGUGCACGCACAGGGGAGUGCAUGACCUCGUUAUAAAGUCAACCUCCUGAUGGAUUAAACGAAAAAGAAUGUCCAGGUUAAUCCAUAUACCUUUAUAUAAAACAGAAAGGAUCUGGAUUAAUAUACCAGCACAGUGCGGACUGUGUGCGCAUGCACAGGCCUACGUGUGUGUCUGCCUGUCUGCAGCUUAAGAUCUUAAACUGCUUUUAUGGGAUGAAAUUGUGUGAAAGUGUCAGAUCCGUCAAUAUAAACUUAAUGGAUGGUGUUUUUUAUUGCAACACGUGUACAUGGACACACUACAUAUGUCAUUAUUAUACAUCUUUGAAGCCCUUCUGUGUGACAUUUAUGAGAAUCACAUAUAUCCUCUAGUCCACACUCAGUGCACAGACUGGGUUGUUGAUUUUUUCUGUCCAGAGUUCUCAGUAUCAGUUUUUGGGGAGUGUUUUUCUCCACCUUUGAAGCCUGAGUCUGAGUCUUGCCUAUAUGAAUAGCUACUGGCGUGAAAUGUGUGUGUGUGUGUGUGUGUGUGUGUGUGUGUGUGUGUGUGUGUGUGUGUGUGUGUGCGUGUGAGUGUGUGUGUGGUGGGGGCGUUCUCGACUGACAUCCUCAAACAAUACGAGAAAGAGGAGUGCACGAAUCCGCGCACCCUCCGAUGGGCUCCUUCCCUGUAAUAGUGAGCGUCAGCCAUUCUUAAAAAACACAUUUUGUAGCUUAGUGGACUGGACUGGCAGGGCGAGAGGAGGAUAAACUGAGCGGACAAAGAUGUAAAUAAAAACAGUCGUCCCCCAGCUGAGCGAGGCGUUCUUCAUUAGAGUUUUUGGAUCAAUCAGGCAGACAGUGGCUUCUUUUGAUUAAACCCCAAAUUGUCAUUGGGCAGAGGUAAUCAUGUGACAGGCAAUUCGGUCCAAUUUCAACCUUGUCUCCAUGAAUUCAAUAGUUUAAUAGUAGCUCGGUCCCCAUACGGCCGUAAUCAGUGAAAUAGAAAAAAACACCACCAGGAGAUUUUUUUUAAUGAUUUUUUCUUUCUCGUCCUCGCUGAGCCGCAACAUUUAUAAAAAUACGCGUGCAAACUUUCCUCGGCUCUCAGGGAGCGGAGAUGAAUUACGAAUUCGAGCGAGAGAGCGGUUUUAUCAAUAGUCAGCCGUCGCUUGCUGAGUGCCUGACAUCUUUCCCCCCUGUCGCUGAUUCAUUUCAAAGUUCAUCAAUCAAGAGCUCGACGCUUUCACGCCCGACACUGAUUCCUCCUCCCUUUGAGCAGACCAUUCCCAGCCUGAACCCGGGCAGCCAUCCGCGGCACGGCCGGCCCAGGCACAGCCCCGACGGAUGCAGCCCGCUGCCCACCGCUUCUCUACCCCCGGAGUACCCCUGGAUGCGGGAGAAGAAAGCCUCCAAGAGGAACCACCUGCCGACCUCCACCGCUACCGCCAUCUCCAAUGGACCCGUGUGUUUUUCUCCAAAAGGCUCGCCUGAGAUUGUGGAGAGUAAUGGUGGAGGAGGAGGGGGCUCCCGUCGGCUGAGGACUGCAUACACCAACACACAGCUGCUGGAGCUGGAGAAGGAGUUCCACUUCAACAAGUAUCUGUGCCGGCCGAGGAGAGUGGAGAUAGCGGCCCUGCUUGACCUGACUGAGAGACAGGUCAAAGUCUGGUUCCAGAACCGGCGGAUGAAGCACAAACGGCAGACGCAGAGUAAGGAGAACCACAACGGGGACGCAAAAGGCCCGGGCGCGGAGGACGGCAUCCAAAGCGACGAUGAAGACGAGGGCUCCCUGUACGAGCGGAGCGGGGCCCUGCUGGAGAGGGAUACCUGCUCCUUUCAGAAUAACACGCAGCAGAUUCACAAUAGCGAGUCCAUGGGUUUUGCUGCUGCGCCGCUGAACAGCAAUGACAAAAAUCUGAAACAUUUUCCCAACCCGUCACCCACUGUUCCGGGCUGCAUGUCAACAAUGGGCCCCGGAUCGGCAUCUGGGCCAGACAAUGGUGACAGUCCCCCGGCCCUGGAUGUUUCUAUACACGAUUUCCAACCUUUUUCCUCGGAUUCCUGCCUACAGUUGUCCGACGCAGCCUCGCCGAGCUUGUCAGAGUCUCUGGACAGUCCCGUGGACAUUUCUACCGACAGUUUCUAUUUUUUCUCGGAGUCUCUAACUACAAUCGACCUGCAGCAUCUGAACUAUUAAGAGAAAUCAAUCACAAUAACUUUUUUUUCCCUCCCUGGACAAUAAAUAGAAAUCUACGAUGGUAUUAACUCUGAUGUUAUUUGUAUAUUCGGCACAUUUAUUCUGUUGAUAUUUGACUUGACGAUUAAUUCAAGGUAAGGAUGAAAUUGAAUCACUGAAAUAGUUCUACUCAAAACUUGGCUUGUAAUUACCAUAACAAAUCUAUCUCUUGGAAUGGAAAUUAUGAGUGUAUGUGAAUAAUUAUACAAUAUUAGGCCUAUGGAACCUGGUCAUUUUUAUUUUUGUAUAGCUGCCAAUGUCUUGGAUAUUUUUGUUAGAAUACAGUUAACUUGCUACAAUGCUUUUUUUCUUCUUCUGGUGUUUUGAGUGGUUUCUUUUUCUAUGUGUCUCUUACAUUAUUCAUGUAGAAAAUAUGCAAAAUGAAUAGAAGUAGGCUAUGGCGAGAUAGAGACGUUAUGCA